This is a messenger RNA of Cyclocybe aegerita, 1701 nucleotides long. Lineage: Eukaryota; Fungi; Basidiomycota; Agaricomycetes; Agaricales; Hemipholiotaceae. The record is from the annotation of a GenBank genome assembly.
AUGCCUCCCCGUCGCACAUCCCGCAGCGCAUCUGUGAAGCCUCCUUCUGCAGCCGUUGCUGACAAGGCUGCACCCAAGCCGCAAGUAAACGGCACCUCCAAUAAGCGCGCAGCGUCCUCCGAACGCCCGCAGUCUCCUCCGCCCAAACGAUCUCGUGGUGGAGAGGCUCAUAAGUCAGAAAAUGACCCUCCCGCUCCUUCCCGGAAAUCCGCAUCUAAACCCACAUCCAAGCCUGCAUCCAAGCCCGCCUCCAAACCCGCCUCACGGAAAAAAGCUGUUGAACCUGCCACCAAAUCAUCGAGAAAUUUGUCGCCUGUUCGUGAAGACGAACCAGCUCCGGAGCCUAAGCAGCUGAAACCCUACUUCAAUGCCCUGCCUGUGCCACCUCUGAAGCACAAACCUGGCCUCUUGCUGUUCGCCUGGGGAACAGGUAACUUUGGUCAAUUCGGAAUGGGCCCGGAUGUCCUCAAUGAAAUACAGAAACCCAAGAGGAACUUGUGGGCAGAGGAACAAAUGCAAAAGGGCACAUUCGGUGAAGGCAACGCUGGCAUAGAGUUCGUAGCCUCGGGUGGUCUGCACACUGUGUUUAUUGACGAGAGCGGCACAGUGUGGACAUGUGGUGUAAAUGAUGACGCUGCUCUCGGUCGAGUCACCCAGAAUGUGCCCGAUCCGAACAAUUCUGGCUCCUUCCUGAACGUCGAUGACCUGACUUCCAUCCCCCAACCCCUCCAGUCUUUGGUUGAUGAAGGUUUCCGUGCUGUCAAGGUUGUUGCUGGGGACAGCAUUUCUGCCGCACUCAGCGAUAAGGGCGAAUUGCGAGUUUGGGGUUCGUUCCGAGUGAAUGAGGGUUCUCUCGGCUUCGCAAGUGGCCUCAAGCAUCAAUUUACUCCGGUUCCCAUACUAACCCUCAGCCAUAAGCCUGGCGAUAUUGAAAAAGUUUCCUCCAUCGCUUCAGGUGGCAAUCAUCUUCUCGUCCUCACCACCCAUGGCAACAUCUACACAUGGGGUGCUGGCGAGCAGUCACAACUUGGCCGCAAAGUCCUCGAGAGGCGCAAGAUACACGGCACAGUUCCGGAGAAGAUCGUCCUAGGCACACGUGUCCGCAAAGCGGUUACAGUCGGUGCCGGCGCAUUCCACUCGUUCGCGGUCGACGAGAAAGGCGACCUCUGGGGAUGGGGCUUGAACAGCAUGGGUCAAACGGGCACCGGCUACGAGUCCUCCGAAGACUCUGUCGUCCAGCUGCCCAAGAAGGUCAGGCGUCUCAGCAAGGAGGAGCUGGGCGGCGAUGUCGUUGUUCAGAUCGCAGGCGGUGCCCAUCAUACCGUUUUCCUCACUGCCUCCGGCAAGGUUUACGCAUGUGGCCGUUCCAACAACGGACAGCUCGGGCUUGCCGACGACGAUGAGGCGUUCAAGGACCGGAUCGAUCCAGACUUUAUUGGAGAACCAGCCCUCGUCACCUUCCCUGAUACUGACGAUCCUGUCACCCAAAUCUCAUGCGGAAGCCACAACACGUCGGUUGUCACUCGCGGCGGUGCACUGUACUCUUGGGGCCAAGGCGUCCAGAGCGAGUUGGGCUUGGGUGAUGAAGAGGAGGUGCGAACACCACGAGUUGUUGUCCGUAAAGAGGGCGGCGCUUGGUUCGCAUCUGCUGUCGCUUGUGGUGGUCAACAUACAAUUGGCCUCUUCCGCAAGAAAAACUAG